CAUAAAUUUAUCAAAUUCUCUCUAUUUGUCUAGCGCACAGCACAGAGCAAAAAAGCUUUCCCAAUACUCAUCAAUGGCGGAGAAGAGCUUCAAGUACGUGAUCCUUGGUGGCGGAGUCGCAGCCGGAUAUGCAGCUAGGGAGUUUGCUAAACAUGGGCUUAAGCCAGGCGAGCUGGCGAUCAUUUCCAAAGAGGCGGUGGCUCCUUAUGAGCGUCCAACACUCAGCAAGGGUUAUCUUUUUCCCGAGUCUCCACCAAGACUCCCGGGGUUCCAUGUGUGCGUUGGGAGUGGAGGAGAGAGAUUGCUUCCCGAGUGGUACAAGGAGAAAGGAAUAGAAUUGAUCCUAAGUACAGAAAUAGUUAAAGCAGAUCUUGCUGCAAAAACCCUGAUAAGCGCUUCUGGAGAAACUUUCAAGUAUCAGAUUCUAGUUAUCGCAACUGGUUCAACUGUUGUCAGGCUGACAGAUUUUCGCGUACCAGGAGCUGAUGCCAAAAAUAUCUUCUACUUGAGAGAAAUUGAUGAUGCCGAUAAGCUUGUAGAAGUUAUUAAAGCAAAGAAGAAUGCAAAGGUCGUGGUUGUUGGAGGAGGAUACAUUGGCAUUGAGCUUAGUGCAGCUUUGAGAAUCAACAAUUUUGAUGUCAGCAUGCUUGUUCCUGAAAGUUGGUGCAUGUUUAGACUUUUCACUUCUGACAUAGCUGAUUUCUAUGAGAGUUAUUAUGAAAAGAAAGGAAUCAAAAUUAUUAAGGGAUCAGUUGCUGCUGGGUUUACCGCAGAUUCAAAUGGAGAGGUAAAGGAAGUCAAACUUAAAGAUGGCAGGGUGGUAGAAGCUGAUAUUGUUGUUGUUGGCGUUGGUGCAAGGCCCCUUACGGGGUUAUUCAAAGGUCAGGUUGUGGAGGAGAAAGGUGGGAUCAAGACUGAUGGAUUCUUUAAAACAAGCGUUCCGGAUGUAUAUGCUGUCGGUGACGUGGCUGCUUUCCCUUUGAAAAUGUAUAAUGACGUGAGAAGAGUUGAACAUGUUGACCAUGCACGCAAAUCUGCUGAGCAGGCUGUGAAGGCCAUCAAGGCAAGUGAGGAGGGGAAGACAAUUGAGGUGUACGACUACCUUCCAUACUUCUAUUCUCGAGAGUUUGAUCUCUCAUGGCAAUUCUAUGGUGACAAUGUUGGUGAGACGGUGCUAUUUGGGGACAACAAUCCAGCAUCCCCAAAUCCAAAGUUCGGAACGUACUGGAUCAAAGAUGGGAAGAUUUUUGGAGCUUUCCUGGAAGGUGGGAGUCCUGAAGAAAACAAGGCUAUUGCCAAAGUUGCAAGGGUUCAACCUUCUAUUGAGAGUCGUGAUCUGCUAGCAAAAGAGGGCAUUGCCUUCGCCUCUAAGAUUUAAUUAUUAAUGGUCUGAUCUUUUUGGCAUCGGUUUUCUUCGAUUUAUUAUGUUAAUUACAUAUGGUUUGGCUGUGUAAGUUAUUGGGAUAUAUGUGUAAUGGUUCUGAAUAUAUGGUAUUGUAUUGCGGGAUGAAUAAGGUAAAAUGGAUGUGUUGGCAAUGGAAUGGGGAUGAAUGCAGGUAAUGUGUUUGUGAAAA
This is a messenger RNA of Juglans microcarpa x Juglans regia, 1574 nucleotides long. RefSeq names its product monodehydroascorbate reductase, seedling isozyme-like. Gene Ontology annotation, molecular function: flavin adenine dinucleotide binding; oxidoreductase activity, acting on NAD(P)H. The record is from RefSeq and is a predicted model, not a curated record. The transcript is spliced from 10 exons. Gene Ontology annotation, cellular component: cytoplasm. Lineage: Eukaryota; Viridiplantae; Streptophyta; Magnoliopsida; Fagales; Juglandaceae. The coding region runs from base 74 to 1378 and encodes 434 amino acids.